This is a messenger RNA of Hermetia illucens (black soldier fly), 239 nucleotides long. Its product is annotated as cecropin-like peptide 1. The record is from RefSeq and is a predicted model, not a curated record. The transcript is spliced from 2 exons. Gene Ontology annotation, biological process: antibacterial humoral response. NCBI's taxonomy places the organism in Eukaryota, Metazoa, Arthropoda, Insecta, Diptera, Stratiomyidae. Gene Ontology annotation, cellular component: extracellular region. Bases 1 to 210 code for a protein of 69 amino acids.
AUGAAUUUCACAAAGCUUUUCGUGGUUUUCACCAUUCUUAUUGUGGCGUUUGCGGGUCAAAGUGAAGCUGGUUGGUGGAAGAGAGUCUUCAAGCCAGUGGAACGACUUGGUCAACGAGUUCGUGAUGCCGGUAUUCAAGGACUCGAAAUUGCACAACAAGGAGCCAAUGUUCUGGCAACAGUUCGAGGUGGACCACCACAACAAGGAUAAAUGGAAUGAGGAGUGCAGUUAAUUGUUGU